GGGGGUUCUAGCUUUAAAAACCUUGUUGACCGAGUUCCUUACGCUCCAAUCAUCUUUCUAUCAUCUAUCUAUCCACUCUAUACGACAUUGCAUCGAUUACAAAAAGUUAACUCCAUGGGAACCCAGAACAUAGAUCACAAUCAGUUGUUUGAUCAAGUUCAUGGUGAUUUGGAUUCACUCGACUGUCGUGCUUUGAAGGAUGUCCUUAACGACGACAGAUGUAGUGAAGAGAUCGUUCAACUGAUCACUCGCAACAAUACUGCCUCUAACUCCGGGAGCUCGAGAGCACCGCAUAUUGUCAGUAUGGAUCAUACCGCACAUAGCUUUGAUCAGCCUAAAAUUAUUGGCAAGCCGCAAUCAAAAUCCCACUCAUAUCACCAUAAACCGACCUCAAGCUUCAAAGUAGUCCAGUCAUCCCAUCCUGGACCUCAUCGUCGACCUAAGGCUGCAGCUCGAAAAGAAGAAAACGAAAGAUGGUCGGAAAAUGUACAGAAAGCUAGCGAAAGAAGGGCCAUGGAUAGUUUAAAUAUUAUACAUUGGGUCACUGUCUUGAGUGAAAACAAAGUGGAUCGAAAGACUCUCAAGGAUGCUGCAAAACAUCUCAAACCGGCUGAUUAUCGGGAAGAUGUAAUCAUCGAAAGACAUUCGAGUGGACUUUGCGGUUAUCCAUUAUGUGAUAAAUCUCCAAGAAGGCCCUAUACGAACUCUGAUCUACCUCAACUUCAGAUUUGCCUUUCACGUCGCAAGUUACUCGAUGUCAAGCAAUCGGGUCAAUUUUGUAGUACGACUUGUCUCAAGCGAAGUGAAUGGUAUGAAAAG
This is a messenger RNA of Melampsora larici-populina 98AG31, 819 nucleotides long. RefSeq lists its product as uncharacterized. Gene Ontology annotation, molecular function: RNA polymerase core enzyme binding; RNA polymerase II CTD heptapeptide repeat phosphatase activity. Gene Ontology annotation, cellular component: nucleus; cytoplasm. The annotation marks the transcript as partial. NCBI's taxonomy places the organism in Eukaryota, Fungi, Basidiomycota, Pucciniomycetes, Pucciniales, Melampsoraceae. The record is from RefSeq and is a predicted model, not a curated record. The transcript is spliced from 3 exons.